AUGAACCGCCGGCAACAAGACAACUCGUACGGCACUAUAUGUGCGAAGCUGUGCGCCGUGCGUUGGCGGCAUCGUUUCGAACAUGGAUAUGACCCUGGAGUUACUGCUCAUCAUGCCUUACUCCUGCGCGGCAUUCGUCGUUUCACGAAUCCGGUUGUCAAGCAGCAACCGCUGUCGCCGAGCUUACUUCGGCAAAUCUACACUCUGUUGGAUAUCUACCGACCUAAGUAUCAGCUCCUGUGGGGUGGUUUACUGCUCGCGUACUUCUUUUUGCUGCGUCGGUCAGAGUACCUCUACAUCGGCAAGAAGUUUCACCCCUUCGUACUUCGACUCAGCGACAUUCAGUUUUGCGAUAAUGAAGGGCAGGCCAUUAAGCCGCGGAAGGCUUCGAUCGUGGGUAUCCUACUGCGGGGAGCGAAGAAUAAUCAGUUUGGAAGAGAAGAGUUUCGAUUUCAACACGCCUCGGGGGACUCUUUGCUGUGCCCCGUGCGAGCUGCACGCUGGAUCAAGACGGCGGCAAAACGACUAGGAACAAGGCCUGAUGAACCAGCCCUCAAGAUGGGCGAUUCCGGCGGUGUGUCAUCCGGCCAAGUCGCUAAGAUAAUCAAGGCAGCAGCUACCAAGGCCGGUCUCGAUGCUUCUCGAUUCUCAACUCACUCUGUGCGGAUCGGCGGUGCAACCAAGCUGCUGAAUGCUGGUGCAGACCGAUUAGUGAUUAAACUGCUCGGGCGUUGUCUCUCUUCCUGCUUCGAAGACUAUCCCGUUCUAACCUCGGAAGGCACCGCUGGAUUGUCCAAGUUGAUGUGCCGGUAAUCGACAUGGAGAGAUGCGGUAAGGUACUGCUGGGUCGUUCAAGUUGAUGAACGCGAAGUUGCAGUGGUCGUG
Molecule: messenger RNA, 885 nt
Organism: Phytophthora sojae
Lineage: Eukaryota; Oomycota; Peronosporomycetes; Peronosporales; Peronosporaceae
Exons: 1
Coding region: 1-813 (270 amino acids)
Biological process (GO): DNA recombination; DNA integration
Molecular function (GO): DNA binding
Source: RefSeq, a predicted model, not a curated record